Molecule: messenger RNA, 1847 nt
Organism: Mangifera indica (mango)
Lineage: Eukaryota; Viridiplantae; Streptophyta; Magnoliopsida; Sapindales; Anacardiaceae
Product: 5'-adenylylsulfate reductase 1, chloroplastic-like
Exons: 5
Coding region: 79-1470 (463 amino acids)
Molecular function (GO): phosphoadenylyl-sulfate reductase (thioredoxin) activity
Source: RefSeq, a predicted model, not a curated record
UAUUUAACUCUUGAUGAUCUUCCUCUCUCUCACACAAUCACAAAGCGUACGCUAUUUCACAAUUUCAAUUUUGAAAGGAUGGCUCUUGCUGCUACUUCUUCUUCUAAAGUUAUCUCGGGAUCAGGCUUUCCUCUCUCGAGUUUGUCAAGUGAAAUCAAAGUUUCACAAAUUGGUUCGUUCCGGUUAUUUGACCGGCCGCACGUGGCAUCCACAACUCUGUCUCAGCGGCGGAGUUUGGUGAAGCCGGUGAAUGCGGAGCCGAAACGGAAUGAUACGAUUGUGCCACUUGCAGCAACCGUGGUGGCUCCUGAAGUUGAAGAGAAAGCUGAGGUAGUGGAGGAGGACUAUGAACAACUGGCUGAGGAGCUUCAAGAUGCUUCGCCUCUUCAGAUUAUGGAUAAAGCUCUUGAGAAAUUCGGAAAUGACAUAGCUAUUGCUUUCAGUGGUGCGGAAGAUGUCGCUUUGAUUGAAUAUGCACAUUUAACUGGUAGACCAUUUAGGGUGUUUAGUCUUGAUACUGGGAGGUUGAACCCAGAAACGUACAAAUUCUUUGACACAGUAGAGAAACAUUAUGGUAUCCGGAUUGAGUACAUGUUUCCAGAUGCUGUUGAAGUUCAGGGAUUAGUGAGGAGCAAGGGGCUCUUUUCUUUUUAUGAAGAUGGGCACCAAGAAUGCUGCCGUGUGAGGAAGGUGAGGCCCCUUAGGAGGGCUCUUAAGGGUUUGCGUGCCUGGAUCACUGGCCAGAGGAAAGAUCAGUCCCCGGGUACUAGAUCUGAGAUUCCUGUUGUUCAGGUGGAUCCAGUUUUUGAGGGAAUGGAUGGUGGUGUUGGCAGCUUGGUGAAGUGGAACCCUGUGGCUAAUGUUAAGGGUAAUGACAUUUGGAACUUCCUUCAUGCCAUGGAUGUGCCUGUGAAUUCAUUGCACUCACAAGGGUACAUCUCAAUUGGGUGCGAGCCUUGCACAAGGCCUGUUCUUCCAGGGCAACAUGAAAGGGAAGGAAGGUGGUGGUGGGAGGAUGCCAAGGCUAAAGAGUGUGGCCUCCACAAGGGAAAUCUAAAAGAGGACAGUGCAGCCCAAGUGCAUGGAAAUAAAAAUGGAUCUUCUGCAGUCAGUGACAUUUUCAAUUCCCAGAAUUUGGUGAAUUUGACUAGGACCGGUGUGGAGAAUUUAGCGAGAAUGGGUAACAGACAGGAGCCAUGGAUUGUUGUGCUCUAUGCCCCAUGGUGCCAAUUUUGCCAGGCAAUGGAGGGAUCAUAUGUUGAGUUGGCUGACAAGCUGGCCGGAAGUGGUGUGAAAGUUGGAAAGUUCAGAGCAGAUGGUGACCAGAAGGAAUAUGCUAAGCAAGAAUUGCAGCUGGGAAGCUUCCCAACAAUACUGUUUUUCCCUAAACACUCAUCAAAGCCAAUUAAGUACACAUCCGAAAAGAGGGAUGUGGAUUCAUUGAUGGCUUUUGUCAAUGCCCUUAGGUGAUUUUAUCUGAAAGGGUUCUCAUUCAUUUUUAUACUUUCUUUCCUAUCAUAAUAAGUUGGGGGAAUCCAAUACAGCUGGUCGAAAAACAUGAGUUGUGGUGAAAAUGAAUUUCACCACGUAAGUUAAUUCUUUUCUUUUCCGGCAGUGGCACCUAAAGCACUUAAAUGUGCUUUGGGCAGUUUUUGUAUAUGGUCGAUAUAGUGUUCUUUUCUUGUUUCGAGUCUUAAGAGAUCGUCUGUUGUGGAAGUGAUCUCAUAGAGUGGUUACUUAUGGCUGUAAUGUGAAGUUAUCCAAGAUUUUGGGCAAUUUCAAAACUCUGCUGCUUCACAAGUGUAACUUGAGUUCUAAAUUUAUAACUCCCUUACGCAUUCUUCAUA